Messenger RNA from Lodderomyces parapsilosis, 3240 nucleotides. RefSeq names its product Boi2p (gene BOI2). Gene Ontology annotation, cellular component: early endosome; recycling endosome; trans-Golgi network. Gene Ontology annotation, biological process: receptor recycling; endosome organization; retrograde transport, endosome to Golgi. The transcript has a single exon. The coding region runs from base 1 to 3240 and encodes 1079 amino acids. Gene Ontology annotation, molecular function: protein binding. Lineage: Eukaryota; Fungi; Ascomycota; Pichiomycetes; Serinales; Debaryomycetaceae. The record is from RefSeq and is a predicted model, not a curated record.
AUGGAUGGAGCAACAUAUGUUUGUAUAAAACAAUUCAAUGCCAGACUUGGUGAUGAAAUUAGUCUCAAGAUUGGUGACAAGAUACAAGUUUUAGCUGACGACCAUGAAUACAACGAUGGUUGGUACAUGGGUAAGAACUUGUUAACUGGUGCUGUUGGGUUAUACCCAAAGAGCUUUACUCAAGUUUUAUCCAAUACCAACAAUGAUGAAAAAACUUUGUUGAGGUCUAGGUCAAGAAGGGUUUUAACACCCCCUGGCAAACAAAUGAAUAAUGGCGAUCAUCAAAACAUCAAUAGCUCAGCAGAAGUCAACAAUAGCAACAACUCCAAUACUCAUAAUGCGCCCAACGUACCUAGUAAAUUAAACCCCAACAACACUAACAAUAAUAGCUCACACGAGACCAUUCCAACUCCUUUGAAGGAGUCUUUUGACAAAUUGUCAAUAAAAGAUAACAAUAGCGCUACAGCUGGUGGUGGUGGUCACAAUAUGAUUAAUGAUGAGAUUGACAAAGCUUUAAAAGAGAUACAAGGGGAUAACAAACAUGCCAAUGGAUUCACACCCAACAACAAUUAUAAUAGCUACGGCAACAAUAACAAUAACAAUAACAAUAACAACAACAACAACAACAACAGUCACAACGAGUUCAAACCAAAACAGUCAAGCGUGGCCUCUAACAACAACAACAACAAUAAGACACACGCGAGGAACCCAUCUGAACAAUCUUUGACUGAUGAUUUGAACCCUUUACAAGCACAUGAUUGGACUCCAAAACAGGUGUCAUCAUACUUUGCUUUGGUUUUGGGUUUUAGUCCGGAAAUUGCCAACAAGUUUGCCAAACACAAGAUUACAGGAGCCAUUUUAUUUGAAAUGGAUUUGGGUCAUUUAAAAGAAUUGGAUAUUGACUCCUUUGGUACUCGAUUUGAAAUUCAUAAAGAAGUGGAAAAACUAAAGGAAAUGAAUCUUCGAUCACAAAAGUUGAAACUGAAAUCGCAACUGCAGUCUAGAGUAAAUUCCAUUAAUAGGACUGAUACUACUUCUUCGACAUUGAAUUCAGCGCCGACUGAGGACACGACAUACCCUGACAUAGAUGAGAAGCCACCAAAACACGAAAAUAUUUUACUGCCGAAUGGGAAACAAAACGAGCUAAUGCCGUCUGCCAUGUUGGAAGACACUUCGGACUCAACUAUCAAACAUUCAAGAAAUAGAUCACUUUCUAUGGACAAUUUGGCAAAGCCUUUCGGUGAAGGAUCAUUUGCUUCGCCUAGAAAAGCACCUCAACCUCCACCACAUGGCGAUAGUCCACUUGGCUCUGAUUACAAGUUUGGAUAUGGAAGUCAGUCACCAUACAAUAAUAAUGAGGAAAAACCAAAUGGAUUGUACAUGACUCGUACAAAUGCAUCAGCCCAUGCUUUAUCGAGACCACCUUCUUCAGUUUAUGAUCAAGCAUCACACAGUAGACAAGUGUCGCAAUCUUCCAAUAACCAUCAAAAGAAACUGUCAAUAUCAACCAAUAAUCACAAAAGACACUCGUCUUUAUUUUCAUUCUUUUCAGGAAAUGAGGAAGGUGGUGGCGACAAGCAAAGCCAUACACCAACCCAAACACAACCAAAAUGGCAAAGUAAGAAUUUGCAGCGGGACGAAAGUGUGUGGUCUCAUGACGAUAAAUUGAUUUCACCAGCACAAAUUAGACGUGAAAAUAGCUCCAUGACAAAUUCACCCAGGAGAAGAUCUCAAUUGUUUGAUUUGUCUAAUUCUCCAGUUCACAUAGAUGAUGCCGGAUUAUCGCCCAAGAAGCUGAAAUCGGUAUCGAUGAGGGCAAAAUCCACUGAUGCAUUGAAGGACGAUAACAAGCGUGUUGCUAGUGAUUCGCAAGCAAAUCUUUCCAAUACUCGUCCCGGAGCUUCGCGGUUGAAGAGUUUGCGUACUACUUCUACUCAAAACAUUCUCAAUUUGACCGGGUCCAAGAAGCUGAAAACAUCUGCAUUUACUGAAGGUAUCCGUGAAAUUACUCCUAACGAAGCUAUUAAGACAGCAAAUUAUAGCGGUUAUAUGUCAAAGAGAUCGGGUAAUACUUUUGCUUGGAGGUCGAGGUUUUUCACUUUACAUGGAACGAGAUUGUCGUACUUUACUUCAUUGAAGGAUAAAAGGGAAAAGGGGUUAAUCGAUAUCACGGCCCACAAAGUCAUACCAAUAAAUAGUGAAGCUGAGGAUAUAGACAAAGCUGAUAAGUAUGCGGCAAUGGUGGCCUCAACCACAAUGGCAGGUAACUAUUGUUUCAAGCUUGUACCACCAGCACCAGGAUUUAAAAAGGGUCUUACUUUUACCCAACCAAAGACUCAUUAUUUUGCCGUUGGCUCGGAAGAGGAGAUGAGAGGUUGGGUUAAAGCACUAAUGACUGCAACUAUAGACAUUGAUGAUUCUGUGCCAGUGGUUAGUAGUUGUUCAACACCAACAGUUAGUUUGAGUAAAGCCCAGGAGAUGUUGGCUAAGACCAGGGAAGAAAACAAAAUGAAGGAUGAAGAGUUGCGGGCCAAGGGGUAUAUCAGAGUAGAUGAGGAUUUUGGUAAUGAUUCAUCAUUUCAAACAUCAAUGUAUUCGACAUCGACUUUGGCUCCAGAGCGAGUACCACCCAAGUUAUCGAUUGAUACUCAAAGCAAUAGAUACAGUACAAGCACUUUAAAUGGUCCACCAAAGACUCCAAGCGUACCUGGAUCACACAAUCUGGGUGGAUUUGCUUCACCUUACUUGUUGGCAUCAGGAUACCUUUCAUCGCCCAAAUCAGGCAACUUUUCAUCGAAUAGUGGGACCCCAGUUACCACAAACUCGGGAUAUUUUGCCGACACUGUUGAUCAAAGGCCAUUGAGGCCACCCUCACUUCAACAAUCACCAUACGAGAAACCAACCAGUGGGUCGUUCAACCCGUAUGCAAACGAUAGCGAACCCACAUCAACUGCAUAUUCAACUGCAUCCUCAGCGAAUUCUCAAACCAACCAUAAUUCCAAUAUCAACAACAGCAACAGCAAUGGUACUGCUACCUCACCCAACGUGAGUUCCUUUAGUCAAAAUUCUAAACGAGAGGAAGUUUCGGAGCCUAGUUCAUCUACUGGUACCAACAAUAAACCGCUUAUGUCUACUUCGUCUGGCAGGUUGAUGAGUGGAAGCAAAAAGAGAGAAAAGAUGAUGGCUUUUAGUAGUGAUGAUUCAGGUAACCAUACGUUUGUGAUUAAGUCGAAGAAGUGA